This is a messenger RNA of Pyricularia oryzae 70-15, 3623 nucleotides long. RefSeq names its product 6-phosphofructokinase. Gene Ontology annotation, cellular component: mitochondrion; 6-phosphofructokinase complex; cytoplasm. Gene Ontology annotation, molecular function: monosaccharide binding; identical protein binding; 6-phosphofructokinase activity. The record is from RefSeq and is a predicted model, not a curated record. Lineage: Eukaryota; Fungi; Ascomycota; Sordariomycetes; Magnaporthales; Pyriculariaceae. The transcript has 3 exons. Bases 377 to 2722 code for a protein of 781 amino acids. Gene Ontology annotation, biological process: fructose 6-phosphate metabolic process; canonical glycolysis; fructose 1,6-bisphosphate metabolic process.
GAAGCCAAUAAAUUGUCAGAAAUCAGGCCACACGCACAGUGUUGGCAGCUUGGUCAAGAGAUCCCCGCGCGACUGCCGAUAAGAUAGUUAGCCUAUUCUUCAAUUCCAUUCGUGGGGCACCGACGUCAGCUCGGAGCACCCUCCAGUUGUUGAACAGACAGCCACGUUCUUGGCACAGCCCAUACUUGCAUCUACGAUCUCUUGGGCUUCUUGUGUCCAACUUUUCUUUUGCGCACUGCGUUGACUGUUUUACCCCAGCAACCUAGAAUCCGUAUUCUUUCUUUCACAAAUACCCCGUAGACCUCGUCAGGAGCAAAAACGAAACGACCGAGAGGCCAUACGCAUACGAAUACCUUCCUAGACACGUAAUUUCAUCAUGGCGCCCAAAAAGAAAAUCGCCGUUAUGACGUCCGGCGGCGACGCCCCGGGCAUGAACGCAGCUGUUCGCGCCAUUGUCCGCAUGUCCAUACAUCUGGGUUGCGACGCAUUCUGUGUUUAUGAAGGAUACGAGGGCUUGGUGCAGGGAGGAAACUUCAUCAGGCAAAUGCAGGCAGAGGACGUCCGAGGCUGGCUCUCCGAGGGCGGAACGCUGAUUGGUACGGCACGGUGCAUGGCGUUCUACGAGCGGCCCGGACGUCUCACCGCGGCCAAGAACAUGGUUCUUAACGGCAUCGACGCACUCAUUAUCUGCGGUGGAGACGGUUCUCUAACGGGUGCCGACAAGUUCCGCGCCGAGUGGCCUUCGUUGUUGGAGGAGCUUGUAAGCAAAGGUGAACUGAAGGAGGAGCAGAUUGCCCCUUACAAGCACCUCAACAUCGUUGGACUUGUGGGCUCGAUCGACAAUGACCUGUCUGGAACGGACGCAACGAUCGGUUGCUACUCGGCUCUCUCUCGAAUUUGCGAGAUGGUCGACUACAUCGAGGCCACCGCUGCAUCACAUUCCCGUGCAUUUGUGAUUGAGGUCAUGGGAAGGCAUUGCGGAUGGCUUGCACUACUCGCCGGAGUUGCCACUGGUGCUGACUUCAUCUUCAUCCCGGAGCACCCUCAGGAGGGCAACUGGAAGGAGGGGAUGUAUGCCGUAGUGGAAAAGCACCGAAAACUGGGCAAGCGCAAGACAAUCGUAAUUAUCGCCGAGGGUGCCAAUGACCGCAAUGGCAAGAAGAUCACACCCGAGGAGGUCAAGGAUCUGUUGGCAGACAAGAACGGUCUGGCAUUGGAUACAAGAAUUACUACACUAGGACACGUCCAGCGUGGUGGACGAGCGGUUGCUUACGACCGUAUCAUCGCCACACAGAUGGGCGUAGAGGCUGUCAGGGCCGUCAUUGAGGCAACGCCCGAGACGGAGACUUGCUUCAUCGCUGUCAACGAAAACAAGAUUGUCCGCAAGCCUUUAAUGCAGGCAGUGAAAGAUACGAAAAAGGUGGCCACAGCAAUCGAGGCCCAAGAUUUUGACCAAGCCAUGUCGCUUCGUGAUUCCGAGUUUGCAGAGCAGUACCAAUCGUUCCAAAUCAUGACCACGCCGGAACCGGCCCUGCUUCUGCCAAAGGAGAAGCGUAUGAAAAUUGCCUUCAUCAACGUUGGUGCUCCAGCAGGAGGCAUGAAUGCUGCCAUCCGCGCCGGUGUACUGUGGUGUCAGUCCCGGGGUCACGAGGCCAUUGCUAUUCACAAUGGUUUUGCAGGAUUCGCCAGGCAUCAUGGCGACAAGCCCCUUGGCGCCGUUCGGCCGUUCGAUCGACUUGAGGUGGACGGAUGGGCAAGCAGGGGUGGAUCAGAGAUCGGCACGAACCGAGAAGUGCCCAGCCAGUCAGGUAUGGAACUGAUCGCGAAACUAAUUGGGCAGUACGGCUUUGAUGCAUUGUUUGUCAUUGGCGGAUUUGAGGCCUUCCAGGCCGUUUCGGAGCUUCGGAGGGCACAAGAGGAGUACCCUUCACUCCGAAUCCCCAUGGCUUUGCUGCCAGCGACCAUUUCCAACAACGUUCCGGGUACCGAGUACUCGCUUGGCUCCGACACGGCCCUGAACGCCUUGGUAGACUACAGUGACAUGAUCAAGCAGUCCGCGGCGGCCACAAGGCGACGUGUCUUCGUCAUUGAGACGCAGGGUGGCAAAUGUGGUUACCUGGCUACCUUGGCCGGCAUGGCCUGUGGCGCAAGUGCUGUCUACACCCCCGAGGAGGGUAUAAGCCUCGACAUGCUGGCUGCAGAUGUAGCCCACCUCAAGGAGAUCUUUGCGCAUGACAAGGGACAGUCACGGGCAGGCCGUCUUGUCCUUGUCAAUGAGAAGGCCAGCAACGUUUACAACGCUAAGCUCAUCGCCGAUAUCCUCCGUGAAGAAGCUCACGGUAGAUUCGAGGCUCGAGACAGCAUCCCUGGUCACGUGCAACAGGGUGGCGUACCUUCUCCAAUGGAUCGCUCGAGGGCUGUUAGGCUCGCCAUCAAGUGUAUCCAGCACCUGGAGCAGUAUGGUCCGAAGCCGCAUGAAAAGGUCAAGGCUGACCCAAGAAGCGCCGGUGUCAUUGGGAUUCGCGGUGCCGAUGUCGUCAUGACGCCGAUGAAGGAGGUGGAGGACACGGAGACGGACUGGCCAAACCGCCGUCCCUUGAACGCUUUCUGGACCGAGAUGAAGGAGAGCGUCGAUAUUCUAGGAAGCCGAGGCCCUUACCCAAGGCCUGAGCCGACUUUGAAGGGGCUUAAGGCUAAAGAUGUCAAACGUGGACUGGAGUAGGAAACACGUCUGGUUGUUUAAGCAUCCGCUCCAUGUUACUUGGCCUUGGCGUGCUGACGCAUGGCCUGCCAAUAACACAACCGGCACAAAAUUCUAACUGAAGCAUGGUUUAAUGACAAUAUGACGUUUUUUUUGGAAAUUAUAUCUUAUUCCCCUUGGCUUAGAUCUGCGGUUUUGUCAUUCGCCUGACUUGAGAUUUCUGAAUUGCGACGAGCUUGAUCGUUCUUAUUUUGCGAAAUGUUGUCGCACCACGCGCUCGCGAACUCAUUUUCUCCUCAAGCAACCUUGUCCCUGGGUUUUAACCAUUCUUCCUGGUUUACUGUCGGUAUAGGUAUGAGAAUAUAUCUUUAUCGUAUUCAUUUUGGCAAUGUCUCACAGGGCAAGGGCAUCAGAAUUUCUGACAAGGGUCUUACUCAGCGCACAACCGAGAGAACCCUUCGUGUGGCUGGCAUGUUUCUCCACUCCCACUGCACUGGUGAUCUGCAAUGGUAUGGAGUACGAUGGCUUCACCGAUGCAGAUUUUGUUUCCCUUCUCUUUACAAGUCGUCUUUGCCGAUUAUCUUUUGCUAUUCUUUUGAAUUUCUCGCGGGACUUGUAUUGGCUGCGUAAGGAAAGACAGCAGGUGAGCUGUCCACUACAAGAAAGCGAACAUGUAUUCGGCGUCAAAAGAAUCUUCCUUCUUUAUCCUAUUCCCAUGUUCGUCAAUCUCGAGGAACGAGGACGUGGGGUCUUCUUAUGUGCACCGCUGUGGGGUUAUACAAAGCUCAGGGUUGCAAUUUUUGCGGUAUCCUUACCCCAUACCCUAUUUGCUUCAGAGCAACUCAUUGGUGUCCUCGUAAACACAAUUUCUCUCAUUAAAUGGCAUCAAUCCUUCAUACCCCCAUUCUCAAUCGUACCUGAA